Molecule: messenger RNA, 5533 nt
Organism: Lates calcarifer (barramundi perch)
Lineage: Eukaryota; Metazoa; Chordata; Actinopteri; Centropomidae
Product: solute carrier family 12 member 2
Biological process (GO): potassium ion import across plasma membrane; sodium ion homeostasis; potassium ion homeostasis
Cellular component (GO): membrane
Molecular function (GO): ammonium channel activity; sodium:potassium:chloride symporter activity
Source: RefSeq, a predicted model, not a curated record
AUGACGAUGAUGAUGGCAAAGCUACAACUCAGCCCCUGUUGAAAAAAGACAAGAGGAGUCCGACUGUACCACUGAAUGUGUCUGACCAGAGGCUGCUGGAGGCCAGCCAGCAGUUCCAGAGGAAACAAGGGAAGGGCACAGUUGAUGUGUGGUGGCUGUUUGAUGAUGGAGGUCUGACCCUGCUGAUCCCCUACUUGCUCACCAACAAGAAGAGGUGGAAGGACUGCAAGAUCCGUGUCUUCAUUGGGGGCAAGAUCAACAGGAUCGAUCACGACCGCCGAGCGAUGGCCACUCUCCUGAGCAAGUUCCGGAUAGACUUCUCAGACAUCACCGUGCUGGGAGACAUCAACACCAAGCCCAAGAAGGAGCACAUGGUGGCCUUUGAGGAGAUGAUUGAGCCGUAUCGGCUGAAGGAAGACGACAUGGAGCAGGAGGCUGCUGAGAGGCUAAAGAACAGUGAACCCUGGAGGAUCACCGACAACGAGUUGGAGCUGUACCGCGCCAAGACUAAUCGUCAGAUCAGACUCAACGAGCUGCUGAAGGAGCACUCGAGCACAGCCAACCUCAUUGUCAUGAGCCUGCCCUUGGCCAGGAAGGGCGCAGUGUCCAGCGCUCUCUACAUGGCGUGGCUGGAGGCACUGUCCAAGGACCUGCCGCCCAUCCUCCUGGUGCGCGGCAACCACCAGAGUGUCCUCACCUUCUACUCCUAAACACACACACAGAAGAAAAUCAAGUUUUUAAGUAUCACAUCCCGUUCUGCCUCUGGGAGCAGACACACACACACACACACAUCCCAGUUUCAGUCCACACCUAAAGGUGCACCACAUCAUACACUUCAGAGAUGGUAAAAACACAACGCUGGCAAAAUGAAUAGAGAUGAAGGAAGACAUAUUGGUUGAGAUGAUUAAUUGCUCUACAAGUGAUGGAGAACAACAGGGUUGGGGUGGGUGGAGGUUGUGAGGUUGCCCACUCUGCUCCUCUCUGUCUGUUUAUUUCAAGAUGUCUGGAUUUCUCUCUUGUAGCUCUAGAUUCUUUUUGUCAAUGUUAAUUUCUCUCAGGCUCUAGAUGCACAAUGUUCACGUUGUUGUUGUCAUGAUAUGGAAUCUCUUGAUGUCAUACUGAAGAAAAGAAAUUAAUUGGACCAGUUGUUGCAUUAGAGAUGCAGCAAUAAUCAUCCUGUUGUUUUCCUUAAAUACUGGGAGAGAACCAUGCAGAAUGCUUUGCAACACCUCCUGGAGCCUUAUGGAUGUGCCUUCCAGUUAAAUCAGAUGAAAUAAUUCUAAUCUCUAUCCAGAUUGACAAUAUAACCUAUAAUGUUAGUGGAUAAUAGUUAGUUUUACUGAGUUUUUAAUGUGAUUCCUUCUAGUUGGAGCAUUGUAUUUAUGCGAGUGGAUUGCAUGAGUUUACCGGAGGGUGUCCACUCGAUUGCAUAAAGACUUUCUCUGUCACUUCUCUCUAUUUUACACUAAUCAACAUGUUUAUUUUGGCUCAUAGCAUUUUCAUUUUUUAUUCACUUUUGGGUCUUCCUUUGUAAAGCUGUUGAAUAUUUAUGAAAUCCUCAGCUACACAAUUUCUCUUUUAGGCAUAGUGCCUAAAAAUGUACAUGGGUCUUAAAUUUAAGAUCUCCUUUUUUUCUUUGUCAGAAAAUAUGUGAAUCUAGUUUUUCAUUAGCCUUCUCAGGUGGAAAGGCUAACUCUCCUAUGUAGAUGCUGACUGACUAAAUAGUUUCUUUCACAAGUUUUUGUAUUUCUGUGUUCACAUGUAUGGUUCUUCCCCUGUGAAGAAAUCGCUCUACCCAACAAGCUAAUACCUUGCCUUAAUUCUAGAACUAACAAUAGUCAUGAAUUCCCUUUCUCUUAUAAGCCAUAGUGGCUGGAUGGUGUGUGGGUAAAUUCAGAUAGCAAUCCAUUAGUAAUGUUAGGAGAAAGUGUUUGAGCACAGUUGUCUUCUGUAUUGUAUGUGCAUCUUAAUUUUCUUCCCAUAGUGCACCUGCAUUAGUCUGUUACGUUGCUUACUCUAGGCCUGUGAGCUGCUACUGAAGUGGUCAGUUAACAGAUAGCACCAUGUUCCACUUUAGUUUUGCACUCAUGCACGCCUGUCUGGCUGUAUGAUGGACUGCUGGUCUCCCAUUCCCACAAAGCCUUGAUGGGCACAGAGAAUGAAUGACAUGCAAGCUUCACACUGGAUGACUUGCUGGCAGGAAGAAUGUGACGAUAGAAUGUGUCAAGGCUGAGUAAAGAAAUACCUCUAUGCAUAAGAGCUUGUGUUGUGUAAGUGCUUGUAAUAAAAAUCCAUUGCUACUUCACGUGAAAGGAUCCACUCACCUCAGUUCAUUUAAGGAGCACUUUGGGCAAGUCUCUUUCCUUUAAUCCAGUCCUUUCCUUCAACAACACUGGCCUGUAGCCUGUAGACACAGAGUGUAAAACAGGUCACAUGUAUUUCCUGCUCUACCAGGGUCAUAGGGAAUAUUCAUGUGGCCACAGAGUGCAGAUUAUUUUCAGAUAACCACACAGCUCUGCACACAACUAUCCUAAAUUAAAACUGCUUUCUGCUGUUAGAAGGUAUAACAGCUACUGUUGGAGAGGUAAAGUUACAUUUAUUUCGACGUGAAUUCAGAUUCAAUGCAAAGUGAAUGUCAAGUGAAGUGGCACCAUUGUUCAGGAAAUCAAGGUAAAGAUGCAAAUGCAAGUAGAUGCAAAUUCUCUCUGUGCAGUGCAAAGUGAGGCAAAGAUGCACCUGCAUUAGUUCAAGGAAAAAGAAAUCCUGCUUAUCCUGGAUCCUGAGUGACGACAGGAAAAAAGAAAAGAAAAACUUUACUAAAAUAAAGGACGACCUGGAAGUUACAGCAUAAAAGUAUUUAUACUGACUGCUGGAACACAAUAACAUGAAAUGAACACAGAUAACACAACAUAAACACAAAUCAAGGUUGGCGUAAGUGCUGCUAACAUAAACAUUGUAUUUGAGUUACUGGCCUGAAAAAUGAAUGGUGGAUAACCACAGGGGCUAUGGUGAAAGUAGGAUAAUGUUUUGUCAGCUGAACAGUUCAUCAAAAAAUAACUGAGCAUCUCUGUGGAUUAAGCUGUAUUUCUACCGUUUGUGUCAGUAGUUAACAAGAAAGUGAACCUGGACCUACACUGCAACACAGUUCAGAACAAAAGGUCUGUUAUGGCCACUGGGGAUCAUUGAUACAGAUCAGAAACUGCCACAAAACUAAUAGAAUAAAACAGGGUUCUCUUUAUUUGGAUGUAUUUGGCUUUUCUAUCUGUUUCCCCCAGAAACAAGCAGUUUGAGCAUUUAGCUAGUUACGCUCAUGUAUUCUGUCUUUUACUGUAUGCAAUUUCAAAAGAGGAAUGUGACACGAAGCUUAGGUUAGUUGAAUGUACUGUAUAAUAAUGAACACUAUGACUAGUAAGUAGCAUACAUAGUCUCCUUUCAUUCAUCUCUUGUAUAUGAACUGUUUCCUACAUAGACUGUAGUUAGUCAGGUUCACUGAGCUGUUAGGAUUCAUACAGUUACACCCCAUUACUCAUCACUGUGUUGAUGAGUUCAUAUAUACAUUCAGUACAUAUUAACUAUAUACUGUACACACUCAUGCUCAGCAGUAUAUUGACCCUGAGUACUUUCCAAGUAUGUGAGGAACCUUUUUAAACUUUGAAGGCACAGUCAAAGACCAUACCUGGUUCAGUUACAGCAAACAAAAGUGCCCCUCCUCCCACCAAAGCCAAAAUGUCUUUGCAGCAGUUAGUGUUUAUGAGGUCAGAUCAGGUUUGGACCCAAUCUGGGUUGGACUGGCAAAAUUAAUGUUUCAAAAGAAGAGACCAAGUCCAAAAUAGCCCAGAGCACAAUUAAACCUGAUCCAAAAUGUGAUCAACCUAAAGAGACCCAGAGUUUAUAGAGUCCUUUCACAUCCAUUCGUCCCUACCCAUUCCUUUUGACCUGGGUUGUGAAUAGUGUUACAAAGAGCACACUAAAAGUCCAAAUUUCUACCUCUGCUGCUUCAGCCAUUAGUCUCACCCAAAUUUACAACAGGAAAUCACUGCAGUGCCACUUUAAUUAGCAGUUGUAUUCCCAUGUGACAGUUUGCAAGUCAGUUUGUCAACAGUGUUACUUCUUAUUAGUACAAAGUAGUAGAGUAUGUUGUUUUCUUUUAUUCUACUUGCUAAAUCAAUAGGAUAUGUCACUUCAUAUAUAUAUAGCACAUGCUGUACAUACUGUCAGAUUUGUUCUCAAUAUGCAUUUAGGACUGAAAAGGUUUUUAAAUAUCCAUGAGCUAGAAAGAGAUUCAGACAUCUGGGGGCACUAUUGUGAACUAUAACAAAAUCAGGGAGUCUUUAAGUCUGGUCAUUGUUCUGCUGUGAAGCACUCACUCUCCCCUGCUGUUACAGAGCAACAUUACAAACAAGAACACGGGUUACUCUAUAUUUGUAUAUCAAAAAAAAAAAAAAAAAAAAUCUGUCUCUGUCUCUCUCUUUAUAUAUAUAUAUAUAUAUAUAUAUAUAUAUAUAUAUAUAUAUAUAUAUAUAUAUAUAUAUAUAUAUACAUACAUACAUACACACACACACACACACACACACACACACACACACACACACACAAACACACAUACAUACAUACAUAUAUAUGCCUAUCUAUACACAUAUAUAAAUAUAUCAGUCCGACCUGGAGGGGCUCCUUGUCUUUGAUAUGUCACAUUAAAUGAAACAAAAGACCUCCUGUCAACAUUUUACAACCAAAUAAUAGUGUUAGUGUGUCUCGUUUUCUUGAUUUCUGUCCUGUUAGAUAGAUUAGAUAGAGCCUGUCUGAUAAUAUACUGUGUUCUCUGAAGAAACCAAAUGUCACCUGUACUCAUACAGCAAUCAGCAGUGUCAGCCACCAUGUCAUUUGACAUCUCCUAAUCACUGUAUGUAUUUUUUUGCCAAAGGCCCCAUUCCUCUCCAGUCCCCAUCUGUCAUGUGUUGAGCCAUGAUGAUGGAUAAUAGUGUAACAGAAAUCAUUAACUGGUCUUAAUAUCUCAUGGUGGCGGACCUCUUGUCCACACUGCAAAUUUAAAACUAACCUGUAAAUAAACUUUGUAGUCUGAUGACAUAAAUUAAGGGAGUGGAAAAAUUAUGUCAAAUUUCAACAUGGAGAAAGAUAUUUAUUUUAAAUUAGACUUUUCUCUGCUUUUUUUCUUUUCUGUCUUUAAUAUUUUGGUUUUAGUUGUAAGUUGAUUUGCAUGUUGAUUUUUUGUUUCCUCUGUUGUUUUGUUGCCUUUUGAUUUUAGCAGAUUGUGUAUUUUUCUCUUUUUGAGUCUGUACCUAUCUUUUCAAUGCCUUUUGAAGACAAGACAUGUUGACAAAAGCAGAUCAAACCUGCUUUCUCCUGCUUUCACACAAAUGUGGAUGGAAUCAACCUAGCUGGCUGAAGCAGUAAUGUUUUGAUACACUGUACUGUUAACAGUUACAGAUAUGCUUUUUCUAACAUUUUAACAUUUAUGAUUACCAAUACUUUGUACAUCUUUAUUGCAAUAAAUAAAUCAAAUGAAAUCAGUCAA